Anastrepha ludens (Mexican fruit fly) is the source of this 1746-nucleotide messenger RNA. Its product is annotated as protein henna. The transcript has 6 exons. Gene Ontology annotation, biological process: L-phenylalanine catabolic process; L-tyrosine biosynthetic process. The coding region runs from base 244 to 1599 and encodes 451 amino acids. NCBI's taxonomy places the organism in Eukaryota, Metazoa, Arthropoda, Insecta, Diptera, Tephritidae. Gene Ontology annotation, molecular function: iron ion binding; phenylalanine 4-monooxygenase activity. The record is from RefSeq and is a predicted model, not a curated record.
CAGCGCGUGUACGCUUAGCCAGCUCUUAAGUAAAACUUUAACUGGAUUCUUGGCUUAUUUAAGUUUGAUUGCUGCAAUAAUAAUUUCUUAAUGUAGAAACGCGUUUUAAGUGUGGAAAAUUUGUUGAUUUUUUUCAAUUGUGCAAAAAUCUGUAAUAAUUACAAAAACUGUUCUAAAGUUUGUGUCUGCGAUUUAAACAGCAAAACAAGUAUUUGUCAAAACAAAAAACAAAUCAACAGCAAAAUGAUGUACGAACGUCAAACCUCAUUUGAGAAGCCGACGCGCAUCGAUGGCUCUUCAUACAUCGCCGAGGGUAUUGAUAAGAAGGAGGGGCGCAGCACUUGUCUAUUGUAUACGCUCAAGGAUCAGAGUAGCGGCUCGCUUGCCAAAAGUUUGAAGAUCUUUACGAAGCACCAGGUCAAUCUGCUGCACAUCGAGUCACGUUCGUCGGUGCGUGUGCCCGGCUAUGAGUUCUUUGUGGAAUGCGACACAACACUGGGCGCAUUAGGCAAUGCUAUUGACGAGUUGCGUGAGCAGUGCAGUUAUUUCAAUAUCAUUUCACGUGACUACAAGGAUAACAGUUCGGCCGUGCCUUGGUUUCCCCGCAGAAUACGCGAUCUAGAUCGUUUCGCUAAUCAAAUUCUCAGUUAUGGAUCAGAGUUGGAUUCUGAUCAUCCUGGCUUUACCGAUCCCGUCUAUCGUCAAAGAAGAAAGUAUUUCGCCGAUAUCGCCUACAACUACAAACAUGGCGAGCCAUUGCCACACGUCGAUUACACCAAGGAAGAGAUUGCGACUUGGAGUGUGAUUUUUAAAAAUCUCACCAAAUUAUAUAAGACGCAUGCUUGUCGCGAAUACAAUCACGUUUUUCCACUGUUGGUAGAUAAUUGUGGAUUCCGAGAGGACAAUAUUCCGCAGUUGGAGGAUGUUUCUAACUUUUUGAAAGAUUGUACUGGUUUCACUUUGCGUCCAGUUGCUGGUUUGCUCUCUUCACGCGAUUUCCUCGCCGGUCUUGCUUUUCGCGUCUUUCACUCCACUCAGUACAUUCGCCAUCCCAGCAAACCGAUGUACACACCCGAACCUGACGUUUGUCACGAGCUAUUGGGUCAUGUUCCGCUCUUUGCUGAUCCUGCAUUUGCACAAUUCAGUCAAGAAAUUGGUUUAGCCUCAUUGGGCGCACCCGAUGACUACAUCGAGAAACUUGCAACGAUCUUCUGGUUCACCGUUGAGUAUGGUAUGUGUCGCCAAGAGGGCGAGUUGAAAGCUUACGGUGCUGGCCUUUUAUCUUCCUAUGGUGAACUGGAAUACUGUCUUUCCGACAAACCUGAACUGAGAGAUUUCGAUCCAGAAGUUACUGGCAUCACCAAGUAUCCAAUUACACAAUUUCAGGAGGUGUACUACGUUGCGGAGAGUUUCGAGAGUGCAAAAGAAAAGACAAUUAAAUUCGCCAAUUCCAUUCCGCGUCCGUUCGGUGUGCGCUACAAUGCCUACACUCAGAGUAUCGAAGUGCUUGAUUCAAAGAAACAAAUUCGCAAUCUAAUGGACGAUAUCAACUCAGAAUUUCAGAUAUUGCAAAAUGCUGUGGAGAAAUUGAAGGUGUAAGGGUGUGGAAAUAUGAGUGAAUUUUCUAUUGCACUUAUUUGGCGCAUAAUUAACGAUAGACUAACUACUUACGUGUAUAUAUCUAUAAUAUUUUUAUAAGGGAUUAUUGUAAUCAAAUUUUAAAAUAAAUGAAUACAUGAUAAUAAA